Molecule: messenger RNA, 4979 nt
Organism: Thrips palmi
Lineage: Eukaryota; Metazoa; Arthropoda; Insecta; Thysanoptera; Thripidae
Product: aminopeptidase N-like
Exons: 17
Coding region: 212-4600 (1462 amino acids)
Biological process (GO): proteolysis; peptide catabolic process
Cellular component (GO): cytoplasm
Molecular function (GO): peptide binding; zinc ion binding; metalloaminopeptidase activity
Source: RefSeq, a predicted model, not a curated record
GGCAUUUUCAAGACAGUGCCAUCAACAGAUUUAUUAGGAGGACGACGCCGUUAGCGGUUCUUCGCCGCCCAGAGUCCGGCCGUCCGGCGCGGCGGUUCCAAGCUCCACGACCACAACACGGCAGAGCGUCGCCCUGGAGGACGGUCGACGAGGCGACGACGAGGACCCCGGCUUGAGGACUGACGACGGCGAGGAGACGCCGGUCGACGCCAUGGUGAUGGCGACGCCACCUCGCCUGUGCUGGCUCGUGCUGGCCGUGCUGCUGGCGUCCGCGGCCACGGCGGGAACAGAGGCGCUGCAGGAGGCCCAGAAGAGCGCCCCCCACAAGGCGCUGCCGUUCCGGCUGCCGGGCGACGUCAUGCCCCGCAACUACACCCUCAGGGUGGUGACGCACUUCCAGGACGACAGCUUCCGCUUCUACGGCCAGAUGGUGGUCGACGUGGACGUGCUCCGGGACACGACCGAGCUGCGCCUGCACGCCAAGCAGCUCAACGUGGACCACAAGUCCGUCACGGUGGUGAAGCUGAAGAAGAAGAGGCCCGUCGUGGAGAAGCCGCCGGCCGCGCUGCCGGACGACGACGAGGACUCGAACGACAUCCCGGACCCCGAGGCGCAGACGCAGAAGCCUCAGAAGGUGCCGCCGAAGGAGCCCCAGAAGGAGCCGGCGCAGGACAAGCCGUUGGACAAGCCGCAGGAGGAGCCGCAGGACAAGCCGCAGGAGGAGCCCCAGAAGGAGCCUCAGAAGGAGCCGGUCACGGACCAGCCGCCAGAAGAGCCGCAGGUCCAGGCCCAGGACAAGCCCGAGAAGGAACCACAGGAGCAGCCGCAGGACAAGCCUCAGCAGGAGGAGCAGGUGGCAGUCAGCCAGGACCAGGACAAGGAACAGCAGCAGCCUGAGCCGCUGCAGGACGAGAAGAAGGACACGCUUCAGCAGGAAGAAGAGGUGGCAGUCAGCCAGGAACAGGACGAAGAACAGCAGCAGCCUGAGCCAAUCAAGGACGAGAAGGACACGCCUCAGCAGGAGGAGGACAUCGAACACAAGCAGGACCAGAAACGCGAGCAGGAGCAGUUGCAGCAGGACCAGAGGGCGGAAGAACUGAAAGAAAAGCUGAAUCAGGAUCAGAAAGUGGCGGAGGGUCAGGCGGGGCCGCAGCAGGAGGGCGCGGCGGAGCAGCAGGCCGAGCAGGCCGAGCAGGCGGAGGGCAGGGCGGGCCACCACCAGCACGGCGCGGCAGACGCUAACUACAAAGGUAUUUGCAGGAAAGCGUCCAAAAGGAUCCAGUGCCGCUGGCAGUAUUUGAACCUCCGCCCUGCUUCCUCAGGGCUGCGCCUGACCAACGUGUCGAUGGAGUCCGCGCUGGACCAGCUCGUCGUCAAGCUGAGCAGGCCGCUGAAGGCCGGGUCGCGCUACCGGCUCACCGUCCGCUACUGGGGCACCCUCAACACCGAGGACCGGGGCUACUACCGCGGCAGCUACCAGCACAAGAAUCAGACGCGCUACGUGUCCUCCACCGUGUUCGAGCCGGCCGAGGCCAGGCGGGCCUUCCCCUGCUUCGACGAGCCGCACAUGAAGGCCAACUUCUCGCUCGUGCUGGGCCGCCACGCCAACUAUAGCAGCAGCUCCAACAUGCCGCUGGACCGCACCGAGCCCAUGGCGGAGACUCCGGGCUGGUUCUGGGACUACUACCCUCCGACGCCCAAAAUGUCGACCUACUUGGUGGCGUUCAUGGUGCACGACCUGGAGGCCAGCAAGGCCAACAAUGCUUCCGACGCGGCGGCGGUGCGCGCCUGGACCACGCCGGGGCGCGCGCAGAUGGCCAACUUCUCCCUGUACGUGGCGCCGCAGGUGCUGGCCAUGCUGGCGGCCAAGCUGGGCGCGUCCCCCGUGCUGCCCAAGCACGACCUGGUGGCCGUGCCGGGCUUCCGCUCCGAGGCCCUCGAGAACUGGGGGCUCGUGUCCUUCGAGGAGCGCCACCUGCUGCUGCCCGCCAGCGCGAGCCAGCUGAGCAAGCAGUCCGUGGGCACGGUGGUGGCGCACGAGCUGGCGCACAUUUGGUUCGGCAACCUGCUCACCCCCGCCUGGUGGUCCGACAUUUGGCUCAGCGAGGGCUUCGCGACGUACUACUCCGCGGAGGCCAUGGAGAAGAUCUUCCCCGCGUGGCGGUUCCACGAGACGGCGGCCGGCAACGCGUACCUGCUCGUCACGUCCACCGACGCGUCGCCCAACGCGCUGCCCAUCCUCCACCCCGCGGACAACCCGCACAAGCUGGACGCCGUCUUCGGCGCCACGUCCUACUACAAGGGCUACUGGCUGCUGCGCAUGCUGCACAGCGCGCUGGGCCCCGACAUGUUCGACGCGGGCGUGCGCAGCUACGUGCGGCGCAACGUGCACGCCAGCGUCAGCACCCACGACCUGUGGGAGGCGAUGCAGGGCUCCGUCGACGAGCGCGCCGUGGAGGACCAGCAGGCCUCGGCCUCGCAGGUGCCGGGCAGCGAGGCCGUGGUGGUGGGCGACGGCAGCGACGAGGAGGACGACGACGUCCGCGUGGUGGUGCCCGACCUCGUGCCCGACAGCGCCACCGAGGCUGCCACGUCAUCCGCACCGUCGCGGAGCCGCAGGGACGCCGACCAGCCCUCACUCGGGUCCCUCGUGCUGGAGAUCGUCGAUCCGACCUACAAGGACAGCCCCGAGGCGGCACCGCACCACGACCAGGACGCCGCCCACAACGAGAAGUCCCAGGCAGCCAACAAGGACGAGAAGGCGUCGGGCGUUGACGGGGACGUGCAGUCACCCCCGCGCCGCAGCCCCGCGCCGUCCGCCGUGUCGGGCAAGGUCGGCUGGCUGCCGCGGCCCCUGGAGGAGGUCAUGAAGAACUGGGUGCAAAAGCCGGGCUACCCCAUCGUCAACGUGUUCCGCAACCUGGAGACGGGAGUCGUGACGCUCAGCCAGAACCGCUUCCUGAGCGGCGACGCGUCCAAGGCCUGCGACGCGGCGUCGGCCACGUGGUGGAUCCCGGUGCGCUACGCCACCUCCAAGACGGCCGUGUCCAGCAGCGUGUUCUGGAUGCCGCCCACGUGCGCCAACGUCACCCUGCCCGUCAAGGUGGCGCGGGACGACUGGGUGCUGCUGAACGCGGGGCUGACGGGGCUGUACCGCGUGCGCUACGACGCGCGCACGCUGCAGCAGCUGUCCAGGCUGCCGCGCUCCGCCUGGCUGCAGGUGGCACCGCUCACGCGCGUGCAGCUUGUGGCCGACGCCCUGGACCUGGCGCGCCAGGGCCGCGCACCCUAUCAGACCGUGCUGCGCAUGGUGAACCACCUCGGCAGGGACCCCAACCCCAUGGUGUGGCGCGCCGCGCUGCCGCACCUCCUCAUGCUGCAGCGACAGUUGCGGGGCCGUCGCGACGGCGUCGCGCUCAGGUCGUGGCUGCAGGACCUCGUGUCGCCGCACACGGCCAUCAUCGGCUUCACGACGCGCGUCCAGGACACGCCGCAGCAGGCCAGCCUCCGCGUCAAGGUCACCACCCUGGCGUGCCACGCGGACCACUCCGCCUGCCAGCGCAAGGCCAAGAAGGCCCUCAAGCUCUUCAUGGCCGGCGACCCGGAAGCCAUCGUGGUGGGGCGGCUGACGCACACCCAGCUGUGCGCGGCCGUGCGCUGGGGCGGCCCUGCCGAGUGGCGGUUCCUCCGCGCGCAGUUGGCCAACCCGUCGUCCGUGCUGCCGAGGAAGGCCGUCGUCACCGCCCUGGGCUGCUCCAGGGACCAGGAGAAGCUCCGCAGCUUCCUCGCGGACACUGUCAACGCCAACUCCACGCUCCGCCGCUCCGACGUCGCCGGGGUGCUGGCCGCCGUGGCCGCCAACGAGAUCGGCGGGGACUUGACGCUGCGCUUCAUGGAGGAGCAGGCGGCCGAGCUGUACAAGAGGCUGGGCGGCAGUCCGCUGAAGGCGGAGAAGGCUGUCCGGGAGGUGGCGUCGUCGCUCAGCUCCAAACGACAGCUCGACAAGCUGGACACCGUGCUCCGCCAGUUCCAGUCGCACACGCCGUCCAGGUCGCCGCCGGUGUGGGGCCGCGACCUGGUGCGCGACAACAUCCGCUGGUCGGAGCGGAGCCGCGUGGAGGUGAGCCGGUGGCUGCGCGCGCGCCUCGACGACGAGCUGGAGCUGCGCGGCUCCAACAAGGACAAGGCCGCCGCCGCCAAGCGCCCCCACAGCCCCGCCACGGCCGCGCCCUCGAGGCCCGCUGCCGUGAAGGCCGGGACCAAGUCAGGGACCAAGGCGCCCAACGCAGGGCCCACCACGGCGCCCGGGAAAGCACCGACCGCUGCAAAGAUUGAAAAGAAUGCGGCAAGCCAAAAGCCAGCCAGCCAAAGGCCAGUCAGCCAGAAACCAGCCAGCCAAAGGCCAGCUAGCCAAAAGCCAGCAGCUGGCCAGAAGGUAUCAAGCCAGAAUGCGGCCAGCCAAAAGCCAGCCAGCCAGAAGCCAGCCAGCCAGAAGCCCGCCAGCGGCCCGAGAGUGAGAAAUAUGGACGGAUUUCAAGGCAACGAAAUUACUACAAGCUCAUGGAUUAUCCAACGAUUUAUUGAACACGGUAUUUCUUAAUUCACAAUUUGAACCAACAAAAGUACAAUCAACAACAGCUAUCAACAAGCAGCUUUCAACAUUGGGAACGUCGAACGAGCCCCUAGAUGCAAGCUAGGUUUUAGUUUUUAAACCCACAGCCUCUCAAUGUGUGCACAUCGGUUACAGCGCCAACUCCACCUUCAAAUGUAACCCAGCCUGUCCUUGUGAAUAAAAGACUGACAAAAGAAUCCUCUGAAAAACAACGGGAUCCAUGAUAAAAUCUUACAAAACUCAUACUGUUACAUAAAAAAAUCAACAUAAUCACAAAAAUAUAAAAUAUGUAUCACGUGUAGUUGGAAUCAAAGUUGGUACAAAUAAAUGCAAUACAGAUAUGUUAAUUUCAACACCGAGGUUUAGG